Messenger RNA from Eutrema salsugineum, 864 nucleotides. RefSeq names its product 60S ribosomal protein L18a-like protein. The record is from RefSeq and is a predicted model, not a curated record. The transcript has 5 exons. The coding region runs from base 261 to 572 and encodes 103 amino acids. Lineage: Eukaryota; Viridiplantae; Streptophyta; Magnoliopsida; Brassicales; Brassicaceae.
CUUGAUUGCUUUCUUCUCGGAACCCUCAGACUUUUCGACUUCUUUAUUUUUUUGUAUUGGGUCUUCACAAUUUUGAAAAUCAGGGAAUGAACAUUUCCUGAGAGAUUUCUCCUGAAUUUUGUCCUUUGAUGUUGUUGUUAUUAAUGUUCCUCAGAUUUUCAGUAUCCAAUUCCUCUGCUUGACAUUUGGCUGGUGCUUUAGAAAAUCUGUUUCUUGGAGACAGGGGAGUUUAAUCGGUUUGAUAAACAUAUUCUUUCGCCAUGAACGAGAAUCUAGAGGAACAAAAGAAAGGCAAGUAUACUCUAAUCCAUGAGGGUGAGGAAGAAGACACUGAGUUAGGACUUUUCUAUAAGCCACUCCCUUGCUUUGGUUGUGGAAUCGGAUGGUUCUCGUUUCUUCUUGGAUUCGUCUUCCCAUUUGCUUGGUACUUUGCCACGUUUCUCUAUCUCACAAACUAUUACCGUAGAGAUCCACGUGAAAGAUCUGGUCUUGCUGCUUCUGCUAUAGCUGCUUUGAUAUUCACCGUCGCACUUGUGAUCACUGUGCUUGUACUUGUUUUCUCGGGUCGCUAGAGUCCGAUGACACACGUUGCAUAUUCUUUCAGGGGUUUCAAAAGGAAACAACUUCAAGUCUGCUUCCACUACAAGCAUACCAAACUUUCUAUUUGGUGAAGAAGAGAAUGUCGCAUUUGGUUUGUUUAUUUCUUUUUUUUGUGUACAUAAAUGUUAACUUCUAAAAAAGAAAACCAAAAUGUGAUACCUUUUUGUUGGUGAGCUAUAAAGAUUCAGGCUUGUAUGUUAUUCAAAUUUGAGUGACAAAGAGACUUAACCAAGAUUGUGUUUGGGUAUAAUCUUUCUCCUUCAG